Pipistrellus nathusii (Nathusius's pipistrelle) is the source of this 3072-nucleotide messenger RNA. The record is from the annotation of a GenBank genome assembly. Lineage: Eukaryota; Metazoa; Chordata; Mammalia; Chiroptera; Vespertilionidae.
AUGGCCGAGCUGCCGGGGUCGGAGACGCCGGGGGACCCCACGCUGAGCAGCGGGCGCUUCACCAUCAGCACGCUGCUGGGGAGCGACGAGUCGCCGCCGCCGCCGCCAGCUGCCUACGACAGCACCCACCCCAGCCACCUGACCCAGGGCAGCACCCUGUACAUGCGCACCUUCGGCUACAACACCAUCGACGUGGUGCCGGCCUACGAGCACUAUGCCAACAGCGCCCUGCCCGGCCAGCCCCGCAAGGCCCGGCCCACGCUGGCCGACCUGCACUCCUUCCUCAAGCAGGAAGGCAGCCACCUGCACGCCCUGGCCUUCGACAGCCGGCCCGGCCACGAGAUGACGGACGGGCUGGUGGAGGAGGAAGCGGGCGCCGCCGGCGGCGAGAAGAGCCGGGAGGAGCCCGUGCGCUUCGGCUGGGUCAAGGGGGUGAUGAUCCGCUGCAUGCUCAACAUCUGGGGUGUGAUCCUCUACCUGCGGCUCCCGUGGAUCACGGCGCAGGCGGGCAUCGUCCUGACCUGGAUCAUCAUCCUGCUGUCGGUCAUGGUGACCUCCAUCACCGGCCUCUCCAUCUCGGCCAUCUCCACCAACGGCAAGGUCAAGGCAGGCGGCACCUACUUCCUCAUCUCCCGGAGCCUGGGCCCGGAGCUCGGCGGCUCCAUCGGCCUCAUUUUCGCCUUCGCCAACGCGGUGGGGGUGGCCAUGCACACGGUGGGCUUCGCCGAGACCGUGCGGGACCUGAUCCAGGAGUACGGCUCGCCCAUCGUGGACCCCGUCAACGACAUCAGGAUCAUCGGCGUGGUCACCGUCACCGUGCUGCUGGCCAUCUCCCUGGCCGGCAUGGAGUGGGAGUCCAAGGCCCAGGUGCUCUUCUUCAUGGUCAUCAUGGUCUCCUUCGCCAACUACCUGGUGGGGACCCUGAUCCCCCCGUCCGAGGACAAGGCCUCCAGGGGCUUCUUCAGCUACCGGGGGGACAUCUUCGUCCAGAACUUGGUGCCCGACUGGCGGGGCCCGGAUGGCAGCUUCUUCGGGAUGUUCUCCAUCUUCUUCCCCUCGGCCACCGGCAUCCUGGCGGGGGCCAACAUCUCCGGGGACCUCAAGGACCCUGCCAUCGCCAUUCCCAAGGGGACACUCAUGGCCAUUUUCUGGACCACCAUCUCCUACCUGGCCAUCUCGGCCACCAUCGGCUCCUGCGUGGUCCGUGAUGCCUCCGGGAGCCUGAACGACACGGUGACCCCGGGCCUGGGCGGCUGCGAGGGGCUGGCCUGCGGCUACGGCUGGAACUUCACCGAGUGCGCCCAGCAGCAGAGCUGCCACUACGGCCUCAUCAACUACUACCAGACGAUGAGCAUGGUCUCCGGCUUCGCACCCCUGAUCACGGCCGGCAUCUUCGGGGCCACCCUGUCCUCCGCCCUGGCCUGCCUCGUCUCGGCUGCCAAGGUCUUCCAGUGCCUGUGCGAGGACCAGCUGUACCCCCUGAUCGGCUUCUUCGGCAAGGGCUACGGCAAGAACAAGGAGCCGGUCCGCGGCUACCUGCUGGCCUACGCCAUCGCCGUGGCCUUCAUCAUCAUCGCCGAGCUCAACACCAUCGCCCCCAUCAUCUCCAACUUCUUCCUGUGCUCCUACGCCCUCAUCAACUUCAGCUGCUUCCACGCCUCCAUCACCAACUCGCCCGGGUGGCGGCCCUCCUUCCGGUACUACAGCAAGUGGGCGGCGCUGUUCGGGGCGGUCAUCUCCGUGGUCAUCAUGUUCCUGCUCACCUGGUGGGCGGCCCUCAUCGCCAUCGGUGUGGUCCUCUUCCUGCUGCUCUACGUCAUCUACAAGAAGCCAGAGGUGAACUGGGGCUCCUCCGUGCAGGCCGGCUCCUACAACAUGGCCCUGAGCUACUCCGUGGGCCUCAACGAGGUGGAGGAGCACAUCAAGAACUACCGCCCCCAGUGCCUGGUGCUCACCGGGCCCCCCAACUUCCGCCCGGCCCUGGUGGACUUCGUGGGCACCUUCACGCGGAACCUCAGCCUGAUGGUGUGCGGCCACGUGCUCAUCGGACCCCGCAAACAGAGGAUGCCCGAGCUCCGGGCCAUCGCCAACGGGCACACCAAGUGGCUGAACAAGAGGAGGAUCAAGGCCUUCUACUCGGACGUCAUCGCUGAGGACCUGCGCAGCGGGGUGCAGGUCCUCAUGCAGGCCGUGGGUCUGGGGAGGAUGAAGCCCAACAUCCUGGUAGUCGGGUUCAAGACCAACUGGCAGUCGGCUCACCCGGCCGCGGUGGAUGACUACAUUGGCAUUCUGCACGACGCCUUUGACUUCAACUACGGCGUGUGCGUCCUGAGGAUGCGCGAGGGGCUCAACAUCUCGGAGGUGAUGCAGGCCCACAUUAACCCCGUGUUCGACCCGGCCGAGGACGGCAAGGAAGCCAGCGCCGUGGACCCCGAGGCCCUGGUGCGGGAGGAGCAGGCCAGCACCAUCUUCCAGUCGGAGCAGGGCAAGAAGACCAUCGACAUCUACUGGCUGUUCGAUGACGGAGGCCUCACCCUCCUCAUCCCCUACCUCCUGGGCCGCAAGAAGAGAUGGAGCAAAUGCAGGAUCCGAGUGUUCGUGGGCGGCCAGAUCAACAGGAUGGACCAGGAGAGGAAGGCGAUCAUUUCUCUUCUGAGCAAGUUCCGACUGGGAUUCCAGGAAGUUCACAUCCUCCCGGACAUCAACCAGAAGCCGCGGGCUGAGCACACCAAGCGCUUCGAGGACAUGGUGGCGCCCUUCCGCCUCAACGACGGCUUCAAGGACGAGGCCACAGUGGCCGAGCUGCGGCGGGACUGCCCCUGGAAGAUCUCGGACGAGGAGAUGAACAAGAACCGGGUCAAGUCCCUGCGGCAGGUGCGGCUGAACGAGAUCCUGCUGGAUUACUCCCGGGACGCCGCGCUGGUGGUCAUCACCUUGCCCAUCGGGAGGAAGGGGAAGUGCCCGAGCUCGCUGUACAUGGCCUGGCUGGAGACGCUGUCCCAGGACCUCCGCCCGCCCGUCAUCCUCAUCCGAGGCAACCAGGAGAACGUGCUCACCUUCUACUGCCAGUGA